Molecule: messenger RNA, 2200 nt
Organism: Ectocarpus sp. CCAP 1310/34
Lineage: Eukaryota; Phaeophyceae; Ectocarpales; Ectocarpaceae
Source: the annotation of a GenBank genome assembly
AUGCUGUGUACGGAUGAUUUUGUCGGUAUGUCGGACACCCCUGAGGGACUGCAACUGCAAAUUGACGCGGCGAAGAAGUUUACUGAUAAAUGGAGAUUGUGUGUCAACGCCAAGAAGAGUGCCGCCAUGUGGGGGAUCGAGGAGAUUGCAGUUGUGGACCAGUACACAUACCUCGGAUUAGAGAUCGCAANAAAAGUAGGGAACACGGAAACGUCGGUUUCAGGAAUGCUGUGUACGGAUGAUUUUGUCGGUAUGUCGGACACCCCUGAGGGACUGCAACUGCAAAUUGACGCGGCGAAGAAGUUUACUGAUAAAUGGAGAUUGUGUGUCAACGCCAAGAAGAGUGCCGCCAUGUGGGGGAUCGAGGAGAUUGCAGUUGUGGACCAGUACACAUACCUCGGAUUAGAGAUCGCAAAAGACUGCUCGUGGAAUGCACACAUGUCCAAGGUAGCGGAAAAGGGCAAAGCACGAACAGGGAAGCUGUACCCAAUACUCGCAAACCGGCACCUCGAUACACGCAUCAAAUUGACCGUUUUGAAAGGCGUAAUCGUACCGCCGCUAGAGUACGCCGGAGAAGUAUGGGAAGGAAAUAAGAAGGUAGUGAAAGAACUCAAGGCGGCGCAAAUGAAAGCAGCGAAAAUCAUCCUGGGAUGCUGCAAGCGCACAAGUAGUGCAACCUAUCGCAUGUGCGGGAUGGGAGAGGAGAGGUUGCCGAGAAUUGUAUGGGAGGCGAAGUGGGCAAACAAAAAGAGGGAUAGACAACCCACGGAAUGGGUCAAGGUUGUAGAGGACGUAUGGAAGGGGCUCGACGUCGACGGAGAUGAAACGCUGGAAACGGAGGGUCUACAGGGGUUCAAGGAGAAGAUAUCUGUUGCUUGUGCCGAGAGAGAAGAACAGUAUCUAAGAAAAGAAUCCAACGAUAAUAAGGAGGGUCUAGAAGUGUGGUUGUGCGAUCUAGCCUGGCAUAGUGCGGAGAAGUGGAUUGACGUUACCUGGAUGUCCUUCCUGGCCUCGGAGUACGGGGUGAAUAUCAUGGUGUGGGAGCCAAGCGCUAAGCACGGCACAGUCCAGGCUUACUCAGGAAACAACACGGCAGGCAUGUUCUUGUUCGAGAAAGAAGACAAAAUGGACGAGGAAGGAGAUCACUGGGUGCAUCUACUCUAUCGAGAGCACGCGAAUCCAUGGCUAGCGCGUAAUCAAAACCAUAACCUCAACCACUUCGACCGUCUGCAGCUUGGACACGAUGCAGUUGCUUCCUUCGUCGAAGUCGUUGCAUCAGCGAAGCUGCNGGCGCGUAAUCAAUACCAUAACCUCAACCACUUCGACCGUCUGCAGCUUGGACACAAUGCAGUUGCUUCCUUCGUCGAAGUCGUUGCAUCAGCGACGCUGCAACUAGGCACGGUGACGUUGAUGCCGUCAGCGAUUUACACAGCGAGCGGGGAGGCGGUAAGGUCCUCAAUGGUGGGUGGAGAAGAGGAGGACCAUCCGGAGUUCAGCAUGGGACCUCUCCCGCGCGGCAGCAACAGCAGUAGCAGCAGCAGCGGGGAGGAGGGGGGACAGGCUGGAGCGCGAAAGAAAAAGAAGGGCAAGAUCGGGCCGAAGGUCGUGGUGAAGCGACCUACCGCGGGGCAGACAGCGGAGAACAAGAAGCUCAAGGGCAGGGAUGCAUCAGGGAAGCACAAGGCCGGGGUUGCGCCAGGGAAGAAGCGCGAGGCGGUGGAUUCGCCGGGGAAGCGGAAAGCGGGGGUUGCGCCAGGGAAGCGCACGGCGGGGGGUGCGCCAGGGGAUGAGAGAGGUGCAAAAAAAAAAGGCAAGAAGACUACACCGACCGGUGGGAGGAACUCCUCGAAGGCCAACGGCAAAGACGAAAAUGCCAACUAUGAUUCCGACGGCAGCAUCGGGGGGGGGGACGUAGACCACAAGCAAACCCCGGGCGCCUUCGCUACCAUGUCGCAGAACCAGAAAAAGCUGGUCACGGCCAUGAAGAAGAUUCCGGAGCGGGGUUACAAGCGGGCGUUCUGGCUGACCAACAAGAGGAGGGCGCUGGGUAUGAAGCUCAAGAAGAUCGCCGACGAGGAGAAGGCGAGGCUCAAGAAGGCGGAUGAGAGAAAAAAUAUAUAACAGCAUCGACCACGCGAGGAGGUGGAGGGGGAGGAGCGGCGGGAGAGGGAGGAGCUAGAGGAGCAGCAGCAGCAGCAGC